Cuculus canorus (common cuckoo) is the source of this 7668-nucleotide messenger RNA. RefSeq names its product glutaredoxin 2 (gene GLRX2). NCBI's taxonomy places the organism in Eukaryota, Metazoa, Chordata, Aves, Cuculiformes, Cuculidae. The transcript has 4 exons. Bases 37 to 537 code for a protein of 166 amino acids. The record is from RefSeq and is a predicted model, not a curated record.
CGCGGCGCUGUGGGAUGCCCCGCCCCUUCCGGUGCCAUGGCUCUGCGGGGCGCGCGGCGCGAGGUGGCGGUGUUAUUGGUCGCGCUGCGCUCGCACCUUGGGCCUGGGCCGAGGGGACGGGACGCGCUUUCCGCCUUCCCACCCUGGGAGAACUGGAGCAGCAGUUUUAGUUUUAGUAUGGGGAACAGCUUGCCCACCCCUUUAGGACUGUCUAAUGAUGCUGCUGCCAAUCAAAUACAGGAGAUUAUUUCAGACAACUGUGUGGUGAUUUUCUCUAAAACAACAUGCUUCUACUGCAAAAUGGCAAAAAAACUUUUUGAGGACAUGCAUGUAAAUUAUACAGCUGUAGAACUAGACAUGAACACAAAUGGCAGCCAGUUCCAAGACGUUCUGGAACAGAUGACUGGUGGCAGAACAGUCCCAAGAGUGUUUGUCAAUGGGACAUUUGUUGGAGGUGCUACAGAUACUAAACGGCUUCACGAGGAAGGCAAACUGCUUCCAUUAGUUCAUCAGUGUCAAGUGAAAAGAAAUGCCUGAACAGCUGUCUGCCUUAGCAUUGUUUUCCUCUCUAUAAGCAGAAUUUCAGACAAGUUAGCAGAGUAGAGACACUGCGUCAGCUGGACUCAACAACUUCAACUCAUGGAUUUAUGAAUCAUGGAUUAUUCUUCAACACAGGCUUUAUGGGCUUGGUGUCCUUGCCUUAGCUUUACCACGACAAAGAGAGUGAUACGAAACAUUAUGUAACUUCGGGCUCUAAGCAUGAGAUAGCAACAUCAUUUUAUUGCAAUUACAUCCUGAUACUGUGCUUUGGAGACGUACAGAUUGUACCAAAAUAAUCCUGUUGGUUUUGGUUUUUUUUUCCUCUACAAAUUAGUUUGCUUUCUAGCUUUGGUCCAAUAGUUAAAAUAAAUGAUCAGUUUAAUGUUUCCUUUAAAUUUAAGUCUACUCUGAACAUCAGACUGUACUCAUGAAGAAAGUAGGAGGCAAAACAAGUUCAUAGUGAUGCAAGUGUGUCUACCUCUUACAUUUUGGUGUCUGAUGACCUGGCUACCUAAUUGUAUGUCCAGGUGCUACAAAAAUUGAAAUAAAGCAGCUUUAGGGGUAGGUAAUUGCUUCCAUCUGUGCUCUGCACUAUGACAUUAUCAGUCUGUACAGUGUCAUUCAGGAAUAUCCUGUUGGGGGAGCCAGACGCUUCACUGUCCCUGAUGUGUGAGGCUACAAACUAUAUUAUGAUCAAUCCAAUGCUUAUGAAACUAGAGACGAAUUAAAAUGGGUCUAAUAUGCAUAGAGUUUAUUUAGCAUUUGAAAUCUACCGUCUGAAAGCAGUUUACCAGCAAUUUUAUCUUGCAGUUAAAUGUCUAAAAGAAACGUCUACAAUUCAAUAGUUUAAGUACAAUGUACAUCCAAAGACAGACCAGGCAAUGCCAAGACUCUUGGUUACUUCAAGAAAGUUCAUUUCCAAGUAGAAAACUAUAUCCCAUUCUUCGGUAAAAGGGACCAUUACACUAUUAAAGGUGUACAGGUUACAAUAAAAACAUUAGUCCAUGAAUUUUUACUUACUUCUUGUGAAUAAGACUCCUGUUAUUGCCAUUGCUUUCAGCACUGUGUGCCCCUAAACUACUUCCCCCCCCCCCCCCGUCCUGUCCCCCCAGAAGAAAAGCAUCCCUUCUAUCUUAUCUCCACUUAACCAGGACUAUAGAAGUAUCAUUUCAAUUUACAGAUUCAUUUUUGUGAUACGAGUUUGAAAUAAGUUUAAACCAUAUCAUUUGUAGCAAGUCUUUAGUAUACAGUUGCCUGCACUGUGCACCUUUAACACGUAAUGAGCUAAUUAAACACAGUGACCUCAUUAUAUUUUUAUUAUUGCCAUUUACUGUAUUCUGGUGGUUUCACUGCCUUAUUCAAAUUCUAUUUAAAAGGAUACACUCAUUAAGGUAAACACAUGAAUGUGUAUCUCUACCUAAAUUUAUAUUUAAUAAAUCUAUUUUGCACAUACAGUGGUAACCAAGUAUUCUUUUUCUCUGUGCAGAAUUCUUAGGCCACGUAUGUUUUCUCAGAAAAUUAACGAUAAUUUUGCACCUGAAAGAUGAUAAAUUCAUAAUGUAAAAAUAGUUACAAUAGCAUGCAAAGGAAUUUUUCAAAGAACUUUUCAUUUUGUUCCCCGUUUAAAAAAAAAAAGUUCCAAAACAGUAUUCUAAAAUAACCCUUUGAGUUCUAAGUUUCAGAAAUCCUAGGGCAGUGUCACUUAAGGCAAUAUUUUACUCCAACAGCUGAGAAAAUAUGCUGUAUGCCUGCAGAUCCAAGUGAGUGCCCAUUUAUUAAAGAAGGUAUGUCUUAAGGCACUCAAAGGGUUAAUUAUAUUUCUUUUUAACCAUAUUAAGGUUCCCCAUCCAAACAGUUUGUCAUUAGUUUUGUAUCGUUUCAUAAAAAGUUGCAGCAAGACAGUGCCUUCAUUAUUGGAUGAUACAAAUUCAUGCUAUGCUAAAGUCUUUAAACAUGACAGGGCAGUCAAAGUGUGGUUCUACUCAAGAAAAAAAAAAAAAGAUGGGACUCAAAAGAAGUCAUUAAAAAUUGUCACAUUUUUUGCUUAGCAUUGUCUCUAGGACAAAGCUCUUUAUCUUAAAAUAAUGCUUACCCUGGGAUUUGAAUGUUCAAAAUUAUCCACUAGAAGAUUCUAUACUUAAGACAUACCUGCUCGUCCAGCUUAAAGAAGUGUGAGAAGCUGGAAACAAACAUCAAGUUAUUUAAGCAGACAGAGCUGUGAAUGCACCCAUCUGUUGCCUCUGUGCAGAAUUAUAUUCAAUGAGCAGAACUGCACUUUUAUAGGAGAAUGUAACAGAAGAGCCAUAUUUGUAACUAGUUGUGCUUAACUCUAUGUAACUCUAAGAAAACAGCUAUUUAUAUUAAUUAAUUGUUAAUGAAGCACUUGUAAAAUUUCUCACCAUACCACAUGUAUAUAUGCAAAUAUAUAAAUUUAAACUUAAAUUCAAAUGCAGGAAUACCUAAAGAAACCACACUUUACAGUAUCAACAUUAUAAAUCCAAAUGUAAGCACAUCCUUCUGCUGAAAUUAGCUAAUCUUAAAUCUUAGCUUUCAGAGCAGCACAUACAAUACACUGUCCUAGUGGUUUUUCUUUUCCCCAUAACUCUGACUCAGCAAUGUUGCGCAUUACACUGUAUCACUGUAAGACGAAAUCUACGCCAUUCCAGCAAGUCAUUACACCAGCUUACUUGCAGCCCAUCUGUCCACUGUGAAGCACUGCAAGUAGCCAAAAAGACCUGUAAACUGAUGAAAUGCUUAAAAAAGACCUAUUGAAAGCGCAAGCAAGACAAAUUAUUCUUUGCUUAGGUUUACUUCUACAUCCUAUUCUUUGAAUAUUGUCUCUAAUUAAUACCAUGAAGAAGCUACCCAUUUAUCCAGAAUAUUAAUUUAAAUGUUUUCUUAAUUCUGCAUAUAGCAGCAGCUUCAUAAUAUUGAACAGAAUGGAAAGCUCCAACCCACUAAACUAAUUCUAGAAAAAGGCUUUAAAUUCAGAAAGCCAAUUUUAAGCGGUUACUUUGUUUUAAAAAAAGCCAUUCACAGGCAGAUGUUGGAUUUUUGUAAAUAUACAAAGUAUCCUUCUGUCACUGAUCCUGAUACAAAGUUUUACCAAAAAAUCUGAUGGAUACAGCAAAUUAAAUAUUUUAUAUAAUCAAAGAAAAGGAAAAAAACUAUCCCAGUUUUUAAAUUAAGAUAAAUACUAUGACAACAGUACUAGUGUAAGUUACUAAGCUAAGCUAGCAUGCUCAAUGACAGCAAGAAGGCAUAAGAACAGAAGCAAAGAAAAGGAAUAGACAAGAGCUUGUAUAUGAAAAGAAAAAGUAUAGGCCGAAGACAACAAGGAGAUGGAAAAGCAGAAAAAGCCAACAAUGCGAGGGAAAAGAAAGGGCAAAGCAAAAGGUAAUACAGGGAACAAUAUAUGGAACCGAUACUAAUGCUUCUGGUGUGAUGCCUGUGAGUUAGGUACCUGAUUAAGCAGCAUGGCUUUUUGCAACAGAGAAAAAUAUUUUCCUAGUGUUUUUACAGACAGAACCAUUAUUAAAAUACACCAGCAUUUCUGGAAAUGUAUUUUUCAAGCAAAGAAUAUAUACCUCCUUGAAUAGCCUUUCAAGGCCAUACCCCUUUAUGGGCCACAACUAAACAAUAAUGAAAGAAAAACACCUAAUGAUUUAACAGUGGUUCUAUGCAGCAAGAUCUUUUAGGGCCAGUUACAGUGAGCACUUAGACUGGUCCUGCUGAACUCAGAUCUACGCUUCCUUCAAAACAUCUCUUUUAUAAACAUAUAGGAUUGUUAGUAAAGACCCCAGAUUUUUGCCUGUAAUCUAACUCUACAAGCAUCCCAAACUCUCCUCCUCCUCGCUAGAGAUCUAAAAUUCCUGACACAAAAUUCUAUUUCUUGGCAAAAUUAUUACUGUCUUUAUGCAAUUAAUUAGACAAUGCUCAUGUAUGCAUCACAGGGUUUUUAAGAAAUCUUGUGUGCCUUCUGCCCUCUCCACAUUUUUGAUUGUGUCCCUUCCAUGAAGAAACUUGACCUUCCUUGGAGCCAUUCAUGACAGAAGAAUGUUUUACCUCCGCUGUGCUUCCAACCAUUACAUCCUUUUCUUCUUUCUUAAAGCUAAAGUCCCUGAACAUUAUAGUCUUAGACACAAUAGUCCAAUAUUUAAGAACUGUUAAAGGGAUCACAGUAAAAUGGCAGUCAAACUGAAUUCAUGUUAAUACUUUAGAUGACAGGAACCCUGCAUUCACCCAGUGUACAGCUGCACUCUAUAUUUAGACCUUUUUUACUAAAUAUUUUGAAUAAAAUCAACUAUUUUUAAACUUGUUCCUGUCCAAUUUUUGCCAGUAAACUGCAGCACACAAUUAUAGCCCCAUUUUUAUUUUGUUAGUCAAAGUGUUCCUCCAACACACUAUUAACUUGAUAAAGUCAGUGUCUCCUCUUUGAUUAAAGGGUAGGUUAUUUAUUGCAUAUUGAACUAAUGUUUAAGCUUAGCAACUUUGUCUCAGCCCACUAUUUUUUUUUUAUCAUUACAGUAAUUAUUGCCUCUUUACAUGUCCAGAUAUUGGUUUGGAAAUUAUCAGUUUAGUUAAGUGGAGAUUAAAAUCAGGGCAAAUUUAUGUUACAGCAAAUGCUGUCCCCUAAAAUUCAAUAUAUGUUCAGAUGAUAGAUCUGGUCUAUGGAAAAAGAAUACACAUCAUCAUUCUUCUAUGCCACUUACUGCAAGAUAAUGACAAAACCAGACUGAAAACAGUAGAAACAAGGAUCAACACACUAUAAAGUUUCAGCUCUCAGCAUUUACUGCAGUUUCCUGUCUCUCAAACCCUUAAAGGAGGAGUAGAUGACAACAUGAUUUCACUGGUGCUAAUCGUACAUGGGAUAACCAACCCACUCAGCAUAUUCUAUUUCUAACAAGAUUAUUUAGUACUAAGAUACAGUAUUUAGGAGUAUGUUAUGUACUCCAGCAUGGAUGACUAUCUUUAACAUGGUGCAUGGCUACACAGUGUCAAUAGAUACAGGGAACUACAUUUUCUAUAAGUUCUACUGAAAAGUUCACCUUCACUUACACUCUAGUUCAAGGAACUGUAUUUUAAACUGGACUGCUUUCAAAGAUGCAACACUACUAUAACCAUUCAUUCAGUCUGUUAGUAACUAGUCUAAUCUUUUUUACUUGCAGUACAUUUGUGCAAUUAGCUGCACAAGGUUACUUGAAAUACCUGUUUAAGUUUUCAUUUUAUAUUUAGUAAAAAAUAUUUCCUAUUACUUCACAAAUACUACUUAAAAUAAGAAAAAGUACUUGUAAAAGAUACUUAUCUAUCAGUUAUUUUCAACAUCUGUAGCCUAGAAUGAAACACCUACUCAGAUGUUUGACUCCUGUGUAAUUUAAACCACAUUACUACCAAAAAACAACUGCAAAACAUGAGUGCAUUUAUUUGAAAUACUUAUUAACUGGUAUUGAGCAAAUUACUUUACUCCCCAUAUUCACAGUGCUUAUUUAGAAAGGAGUCUAAAAGUGGUAAGAAAGUUUUCAUAAGAAAUGGCUAAUUUUCUUUUUCACGCCAAAGUGCUAUGUCUCAGCUUUCAUAGGAACACUUGGUUUUUUUUUCCAGAUGUCACCUGACAAGGUGGUGCUAGUCCUGUAUUCUUCAAGCAUUCUACCAGACCUGUAUCAUACGAGCAGCGUUAAUUAAGAAGUACUACAUUCGUGCCCACUGAAGGUAACAUUCAUACCAUUUACGCCAUGGUUUUAAUAUCAGAAAAGACUUCCCUCACAGUUUUGAUUUAUUCAUUAUGGUAAAGUCUAAGGUCAUAGCAGAAUACCUUCAGUAACAUAUAAGUUAACAUUUUAGCACCAAGGGAGACCUCCAUCUGUGGAAUGCAAGCUCUGAAUUUAUAAUCAGUAUGUAUGAAGCAUAAUGUAAAGUGUUGUUAAGUAUCAAAAGUGUAAUAUGAACUUGAUUUUUACACUUAAAUGCUUGGGGUUUAGGCAAUACACAGUCUUACAUGUCAUUUACCACAACUGAGUUAUUUUUAUAAAUCCUUAUUAUUUUCUAACUUCAAAUACGCUGUUUAAAACAGUCAGAAUUAACAUAAAAGAAGCUGACAUAAAUAUGUCUCAAGGGAAGUUGUAAAAGCAUCACUAAAAAACCUCUCAUCUCCUAAGAUUGUGAUCUACUAAAGAGAUCUGUUAACUUCCCCCCUAUACACAAGUAUAUAAAACCACACAGAAUUAAAUAGAUAUACAUAUGAAUUGCUACCAAUUCCUGUUCCAAAGCGAUAAGAUAUUCCCUAGCUUUCUCCUUACUCACACUCUUAAUAUAAGACUGAAUUUAAAAAAAAAAAAAAUAAAAUCCAGUUUCUAUCACUUCCUAAACAAGAUUUUGAGAACAUGUAGGAGGCAACUGUACAUUUCAUAAAAGUUUUAAGAAUUGGUCACUAUAAACCAGAGGUAGUUUUGAAAACCGUUAGCUUGAAUUAAUUUAAGAAAUCAGAAGUAACGUUAAUCUACAAAAAGAUCUUUAAAAAUGAAAUACGCUCCUGUUAGGAAGAUCGUUUCUAUACUAUUGAAUACAUUCGAAAAAAAUGAAAAUGUUUGAUUCUGCUUUGUUACCACUCAGCAUUCUAGAGCAGGCCAAAAUACACACACUUGUUGGUCUUCCUCACAGAAAGGGUGUUGAUGCUUCCUGAAGUUGUAACACAGACCUAGCCAUUUCUAAUAUCUUUUUCUAGUAAAAAAAGAGGGUUUAGAACUUCCUGUAAAGGAUAUUAAUUCUAAAACAGUGCUACUGAAACUGAUUGUACAGAAACUGCCCCUCAAUUUAGAUAAAGAGAAUUACACUUUAUUCCUGAAAACCCAUAUGAUAAUCUGUCUUUAAAAAGAUUAGCAUGAGCUCUCCAACCUUCAUCGUUAUCAGUAUAAAAUUUCACUGAAUAACUUUUACACUGCAUCACAGUCACGUGGUCUCACAUGUGCCAGAAAAUACUUCUCUUGUAGGUUUGAAGUGUAACAAUGCAAACUGGCAAAAAUUAGUAAUUUGUAUAAAAUAUAAACAUUUAAAAAAGCUCAAAGAAAAAUCCCUUUCAACAAAGUUGCUGUUAAGCUAAUAUUAUUAGGAAUACUAAACCCAUUUUUUCCU